UGUGCGUAAUCGUAUCUGUGUGACGAGCCGCCGAGCGUCGAGAGCGCUCAACGUAGAGCUGCGGUGCGAGACAUGACGUUAGUUCACUUCGAUAGCUCUACGAGUCUGCACGUGAAUUUUCCCUGGGCUCUCGGCUGUCUUGACUGCUCAAAAUCUCACAACACACAAUCUCAAAUCUCAAUCGGCAGCGAAUCGGUCAACCAACCAACCAACUAACCAACCCAGCAGAAACACACAUUCGAAAUCUCAAUCUGUAUCUGAAUAACAGAGUUCUGCGUUCUGACCACUGAGUUCUAUCGAUGAUUUAAAGCGAAAAAUCGCCCACAAAAGUGCCAAGUGUUAGAAGUGCUAAAUGAAAUAAAUAAAUAAAUAACCAAAUAAAACGCAGUUAGCCCCACGCUAGUCAAGCUAAAUAAACGUGUUAACCCAAGCAAAUUGCCGUCGGAUUUUUUACUUAACCCAAAGCUGAAAUAAACUUGUUGAGCGCGCUCGAGGGCCACGCCCCCCCCAAAAAAAAAAAAAAACCGUCGACCCUAAAAAAAGAAAAUAAGCGAUAUAGAAUAUUUUUGCGCCUGCCACGUUGCCCGUAAAAGACGUCAAGACGGUUGCCUCACGGUUCGAGUGGAAUGAGCAUAGGGACCCUGGUCUUCCUUUCGAUCGAUCGGUGUACAAAGUCGUUAAACUGAGCCCCAACUUGGAGCCCUACCCCGCCAGCGUGGAGGGCCUGAACAGCCCCAGAGCGGUGGGGAUGGCCGCGACCUCGUACAUGACGCCGCCGAGCGGUGAUCUGGACAUGGCCCUCGGAGGCGGUGGCUAUCACACCUCGUCGCCGCGUUCGGCGGCGGAUGCCGGUGAGAUGAAGUACAUGCAGCACCAUCAUCAUCAUCAUGCCGCCGCCGCGGCAGCUGCCCACCAUCAGUUGCCCUCGUCGCCAUCGCCCAAUGGCCAGGGCAAUGGUGGCGGUCUGGGAUUGGGUCCCGGUUCCGGGUUGGGCUCAUGGAGUGCCCUACAUCCCGAUCCGUGGAUGCAAACCCAUCAUACGCACCAUCUGCCCGCCGCCGCUGCCGUUGCCUCGGCCGCCGAUACCGUCAAGCAGGAGAUGUCGCAUCUCUCGCAGCAGACGCGCAUCCAACAGGGCAUGGCCUCGCCCCAUGCCGCCUGGCACGCCCCCCAUGCGGGACACUAUGCGCCCACGGGCGGAUCACCGUUGCAGUACCAUCAUGCCAUGAACGGAAUGCUCCAUCAUCCGGCCCAUGCGGCAGCAGCGGCCCAUCAUCAGAGUGUGGCGCCACUGCAUCAUGCGCUGCGCGGGGAAUCCCCACAGCUGCACAUACAUCAUCACAUGGGCGGCGGCGACCGGGAUGCCAUAAGCGGCGGCGAGGAGGACACCCCCACGUCCGACGAUCUGGAGGCCUUUGCCAAGCAGUUCAAGCAGCGCCGCAUCAAGCUGGGCUUCACCCAGGCCGAUGUGGGCCUGGCACUGGGCACUCUCUAUGGCAAUGUCUUCUCGCAGACGACCAUCUGCCGAUUCGAGGCACUGCAGCUGAGCUUCAAGAACAUGUGCAAGCUGAAGCCGCUGCUGCAGAAGUGGCUGGAGGAGGCGGACUCCACAACGGGCUCACCCACGUCCAUUGACAAGAUCGCCGCUCAGGGGCGUAAGCGUAAGAAACGCACCAGCAUCGAGGUGAGCGUGAAGGGGGCACUGGAGCAGCACUUCCACAAGCAGCCGAAGCCAUCCGCCCAGGAGAUAACCUCGCUGGCCGACUCCUUGCAGCUGGAGAAGGAGGUGGUGCGCGUAUGGUUCUGCAAUCGGCGGCAGAAGGAGAAGCGCAUGACGCCGCCAAAUACGCUCGGCGGCGACAUGAUGGACGGCAUGCCGCCGGGCCAUAUGCAUCACGGUGGCUACCAUCCGCAUCACGAUAUGCACGGCAGUCCGAUGGGCACACACUCCCACUCGCACAGCCCGCCCAUGCUGAGCCCACAGAAUAUGCAAUCCUCGGCGGUAGCGGCGCAUCAGUUGGCGGCCCACUAGCAAUCAGAAAUCCAGGAGUCGAACUCAGCUGCAGCUGCGUCCACUCCUGCAUCCCUCAAUAGUCUAAGCCAGCAGCAACAGCAGCAGCAACAGCAGCAGCAGCAGCAGCAACACCAGCAACAGCAGCAGCAUCAGCAGCAGCAGCAGCACACACCGAAUACGCCAUCCUCCAGUGCGGGAUCAUCGGCUACGAUGACCAGCCAGGUGAUGUCGCCGCAAAGUCCGCUGGGCAGCUCCUCUGCUGGCAAUCAGGCUAACAACAAUAACAACAAUAAUAACAACAAUAGCAGCACCAACAAUAACAAUAACAACAACAACAACAACAACGAGGAGCAAGUUAAACACCACCAGCAGCAACAGCAACAACAGCAGGCCUCCAGCAUAGCAGCCGCUGCAGCAGCCGCCAUGUACAUGGAUCCCAUGCGCUACCAGCAUCCGCACCACCCGCAUCCGCAUCCGCACCAGCAUCCGCACCUGAAUCCCGCCCACCAUCCGCACCUGUUCCACACGAGCGAUCAGCUGCAGCACUCGCAGCAGCAGACCGUCGGCGGCACCAGCAGCAAUUCGCAACUGUCACCGGGUGCCGGCAGCAACAGUGGACUGCCGCUACAGCCGCCCAGCUCGGCCUCGCCGGCCGGAUCCGCAUCCUCGGUGCUCGGUGGCCAUCUCAAUCUGAAUCCGCUGCACCAGCACCACCACUAUCAGCACCACCAUCACCAGCAGCACCACCACCACCAGCAGCAGCAGCAGCAGCUGCACGCCCGCCGCCUCUUCGAGUUGAGUCUGCAGUUUGGAGCGGCGGCGGCACCGGGAGCGGUACGGCACUUCAAUAGCUUUGGCGGGGCGGGCGGAGCGGGUGGGGAAUAGCAUUCGUCGGCCGCCUGGUUUGGCUAUGAGUCCUCCUAGGACUCGGCGUCGAACGGGUGGCCGCAAUUCAAGCGGGAGCAGCCCUAGAAUCGUACAGUCGAACUUCUCUAACGCGAACUUAGUUGGUUCGAUUCGAAUGAUCCCAGCAGUAGCUAUCUAAAAUUGAACUAGCUAUGCAAGUUUUAGAAUACUUCGUAAGUCGAAAGAAUAUAUUUGGAAUUUUUCUUUAACUCAAUUUUCAAUUUCUGUGGUGUUUUGUAGUUUUUUUGAAAUUCCGAACUACGAUUUCACAGUUUUCUUUAAAUCUGUUACUAAAUUUAGCGACGGAAAAAAUUAUCUAAAACAUGUAUAUUUUAACGAAAUUUAAACAAUAUGUACCAGUUUGAGAUCCACGUUAGACAAGCUCGACUGUAUUCAGAUCUUUAAAGAAUAGAAAUAAGAUGAGGUCCGUCGAUGAGGUUGAGAAAUCAUCUUUUUUACCAGUGCAUUAAUCUGUGUUAAACUUCAGCUUAAAUAGGAGCAG
Messenger RNA from Drosophila erecta, 3422 nucleotides. It is a transcript of the gene vvl, whose product is annotated as POU domain protein CF1A. The transcript has a single exon. Gene Ontology annotation, biological process: regulation of transcription by RNA polymerase II. NCBI's taxonomy places the organism in Eukaryota, Metazoa, Arthropoda, Insecta, Diptera, Drosophilidae. Gene Ontology annotation, molecular function: RNA polymerase II cis-regulatory region sequence-specific DNA binding; DNA-binding transcription factor activity, RNA polymerase II-specific. The record is from RefSeq and is a predicted model, not a curated record.